Messenger RNA from Penicillium antarcticum, 2043 nucleotides. RefSeq lists its product as uncharacterized. The record is from RefSeq and is a predicted model, not a curated record. The transcript has a single exon. The coding region runs from base 1 to 2043 and encodes 680 amino acids. NCBI's taxonomy places the organism in Eukaryota, Fungi, Ascomycota, Eurotiomycetes, Eurotiales, Aspergillaceae.
AUGUCGGGUGUCGACAUGCAACUCGAUAUGAGUACACUCUCACUCGCCGGCUUGGGAACCUUCUCAAAUGUACUCUCAGUACUUUCAGCAGACGACAUUCAACCCAGUGCAAUGCUCCAGCUCGAACAACUGGGCUCAGCCUUCCCAAUCAGUGGGCCACUCAUGACUCGUAUCCCCGACCAACUUCAACGGUGUGCAAGCACACGCCUAGAUCGGCUUGGUGUGAUGAUCGGCUGGCGCAAAGGGGACGCAGCUUCACUGAUGGCCCAGUCUACUGGAGGUCAAGCCAUUUCGCUACUUGCAACCUGCCUGGAGAACAUCUAUGGAAAUGCCACUGCGGGCUCGAUUUUCUACCAUCUUUCAAAGACUUUGCUGCCGAGCUCUGUUCGUCUCAGUAGCCCCAAGCAAUUGAUGCAGGCCACUAAUAUCCUUGCGAAUAAACUUGGUGUUAUUGGUUUCGGAACACAUCUCGCAAAACAUGUGUAUCGUAUCCACGAGGCGUACCGGCAUCUACAAGAGAGAGCACCGACAAGUCUCUUGGCAUCGCUGAGCCCCGAUGGUAUGAGUGAAAUAUUGUCAAAGUUCUCACAGGCUCUCAGAAAAGAGCGAUCCAUUGUUUGUGUUCGUGGAUGUGCGAGCAUGGGGUAUAUCUUCGCUCUCGCGGUGACGAUGUUUCCAGAUGAUUGUAUUGUUACUGUCGAGUCUUUGAUCAUCCAUCAAGGAUCUCGCUCCUCAUCCAUAUGCAUUGAUAUCACUGAUCAUCUGGGCGAGAAAUUUCUCCAGACCGAGGUCAAGGGUAAAAUCGAUUCAUUUUCAGAUAUCCGAGUCUUGCCUGGAAAACCGUCAUCUUCGCUCAAAUUUGUCUACCCAGGUUACUUGGCUGCGUACAUGCAAAUUCACUUACAGGAGAUGGGCGUGGUCUGUUUGCACGUUGCUAUAGAAGCAAUGGGAGCCUGUAUUCUAUCACUUUCUGAUCUGGUUCACGUCACCAUUGGAGAGCGUGCCGGUGAUCAGCCAAUGGUCUCAGUCCAUCUUUUCAGUCAGGUCUUCGGCGAAUUUCCUCGAGUAGCUCUACACCAGCGCUGCGAAGAGGCUUUGGGAGUGACAUUGCCGCUGAGGUGGCCUUCAUUCUCGAAAACAUUUACAACACUCCAGCAUGUCCUAGCAAGGUCAAAUGGAGUUGACCAAAUCUCGCAGCUAGCCGAUAAUAUAAGCCGCUAUUGUGACCCGUCAACACUUCUUCUUCGGAUUAUAGAUGAGGGUAUUGCUAGCCUCGCCGUUCAUAUCCACGGGGGCGCUGUCUGGCAGGAGCGCUCUGAUCCCAGAGUUUGGAGUCCAUCCACCAAGAUACAGAAGCAGGUUGCGAAGAUCAUCAUUCCGCCUCAGGGGGUGUUGUCUCAGCUGUUCUCUUGGAAUGAUGUAGAUCUGGUUGUCAAGUCAGAUGGCACGACAACAUUGGUCCCAGCCGGUAUCUCCCAGAUGGGUAGUGAUCUCUCUGGUUAUAGGGGUCUUGAACUCUUCGACGGCGUUAUUUACCACGACAAUCGAUAUCACACUGACAUAUAUACCGAAAUCCCUUAUAACAACCUGUCUCGGUCCCUGAAUGAACAAUUUCGUGCUCCUAGCAGCGAGAUCUACCCUACGAUGGAGGGCGUUCAUUCAGAUCUAUCUCUGACCCUCUCAGAACAAGUACGCGGCCUUGCAUUGGAGUGCUCUGUCCAAGUUUCAGGCCAGCGUCACUUGAUCAAUCUACGAGAAUGUGUAGAUCACUUAUUCGGCCUCUUCAACGCAAAUCCAUGUAGACAUACAAAGAAGACUCAACUCAAACAGGAAUAUGUGGGAAUGAUUCAAACGAACUCCAUCCUAGAACCAGAUGCACGGCAAGGGGACCAAAUCUCAAUAGUCCAAACAGCAGGCAAUCCAACAGCGCAAUUCCUCUCCCUAACAAAAUGGGACCCAGCCCUCCUCUGCCACAAAAGCUGCCUGAAUUGCGCUUACGAACAAGCCCGUGAUAAAGAGAUCUACAAGAUCAUCGUCGCAUGA